AUGGAACGAAUACUAUCUCUUACUGAUGAUGAGUUAAGAGCCGAGUUGUCAAGCAAGGGAUAUUACCCACCACCUAUUCAAGAUGACGUCACUAGGAGAAUAUUGCGCAAAAAGCUGGCAUUUUUAAUUGAUCCUUCUCUGGUGAUUGAAGAGCCGUAA
Schistosoma guineensis is the source of this 159-nucleotide messenger RNA. NCBI's taxonomy places the organism in Eukaryota, Metazoa, Platyhelminthes, Trematoda, Strigeidida, Schistosomatidae. The record is from the annotation of a GenBank genome assembly.